CCUCGCUCUCAGUUAUUAGCUAGAUUAGAGGUUCUCUUUCGCUCCCUGUUUUGUUUCAAAAGCUUAUUAGCUGUAGCGCUAAAUAUACAGACGUCAAAUAUGGAAGCAGCAGUGGCUACUAGUGUAGCCCUGAGCCUUGUCUUUGUGAGCAUAAUAGUUCGAUGGGCAUGGAGUCUUCUGGAUUGGGUGUGGUUUAAGCCAAAGAAGCUCGAAAGAUGUUUGAGGCAGCAAGGCUUCCAAGGCAAUGCUUACAGGCUUUUUUAUGGAGAUAUGAAAGAGAAUGCUAUCAUGGUGAAAGAAGCAAAAUCAAAACCCAUGAACCUCUCAACCUCCCAUGACAUAUCACCUCGAGUCAUACCUCUUCUCGAUCAAACUGUUAAAACUUACGGUAAAAACUCUUUUGUAUGGGUUGGCCCUCUACCACGGGUGAACAUUAUGAAUCCGGAAGAUCUGAAAGAUGUGUUUGCAAAACCUAGUGAUUUCCCAAAGCCAGUAUCAAACCCACUUAUCAAGUUGCUAUCAACAGGUCUUGCAAACUAUGAAGGGGAGAAAUGGGCUAAACACAGAAGGAUUAUCAACCCAACAUUCCAUUCCGAAAAAGUAAAGCGUAUGUUACCGGCAUUUUACCAAAGUUGUAAUGACAUGAUCAAAGAAUGGGAGACUGUUGUGUCCAAAGAGGGUUCGUCAUGUGAGAUUGAUGUCUGGCCUUCUCUUCAAAAUUUAACAGCUGAUGUGAUUUCUCGAACAGCAUUUGGAAGUAGCUAUCAAGAAGGACAAAAAAUAUUUGAACUCCUAAAAGAGCAAGCAGUAUAUGCAAUGAAAACCGUACAAAGAGUUUACAUUCCAGGAUGGAGGUUUGUACCAACUAAGAUGAACAAGAGGAUGAAACAAAUUCAUGAAGAAAUAAGAGGUUUAGUCGAGGGUAUUAUAAAUAAAAGAGAGCAAGCCAUUAAGGCAGGUGAAGCCACCAAGGAUGACUUAUUGGGUGCACUUUUGGAGUCCAACAUGAAGGACAUUCAGGAUCAUGGGAAGAACAACAAAAAUGUUGGUAUGAGUAUUGAAGAUGUGAUUGAGGAAUGUAAGCUUUUCUACUUUGCUGGGCAAGAGACCACUUCAGUGUUAUUGGUUUGGACAAUGGUAUUGCUUUGUCAAAAUCAGAAUUGGCAAGACCAAGCAAGAGAAGAGGUUUUGCAGGUCUUUGGAAUGAACAAGCCGGACUUUGAUGGUUUAACUCACCUAAAAGCAGUAACGAUGGUUUUGCUUGAAGUUCUACGAUUAUACCCAGCAUUAGUUGUGGUUUCUCGAACCACACGUAAGAAAACACAAUUCGGGAAAUUCUCAUUACCAGCUGGAGUCCAAGUCGGGUUACCAGCACUGCUCAUUCACCAUGACAAGGAACUGUGGGGUGAUGAUGCAAAAGAGUUUAAGCCAGAGAGGUUUUCUGAAGGAGUUUCGAAGGCAACAAAGGGCCAGCUCUCGUUCUUUCCCUUCGGAGCAGGUCCUAGGAUUUGCAUUGGGCAAAACUUUGCUAUGACAGAAGCGAAAUUGGCCUUGGCAUUGAUCUUGCAACACUUUACAUUUGAGCUUUCUCCAUCUUAUGCUCAUGCUCCUUCUGCUCUUAUAACACUUCAACCACAGUAUGGUGCUCCUGUCAUGUUGCAUAAACGUUAA
Messenger RNA from Fragaria vesca subsp. vesca, 1671 nucleotides. RefSeq names its product secologanin synthase-like. The coding region runs from base 100 to 1671 and encodes 523 amino acids. Gene Ontology annotation, molecular function: oxidoreductase activity, acting on paired donors, with incorporation or reduction of molecular oxygen; iron ion binding; monooxygenase activity. The record is from RefSeq and is a predicted model, not a curated record. The transcript has 5 exons. Lineage: Eukaryota; Viridiplantae; Streptophyta; Magnoliopsida; Rosales; Rosaceae.